GCGGAGUGAGACACUUGUUGGACCAUAGACGAUCUUGUGGAAGCUGCUUUAGUGUGUGAGUGAGAAUCCUCCUGCCUUACAUCUAGAAGAAGGAGCCGCCAUGGCGUCAGGCCUGUCCGGUGUUGUCCUCUUGGUCUUUUGUGCCAUUUUGGCCGCCUGUGUAUCGGCGGAUGAUAAAGCCUGUCUGUCCUACACGGAUUUGUCAGGCACGUAUCACCCGUACGAGCAAUGUUUCAUCGGAUUCUGCUGUGGCACGUGCACUUCCAGACGGUGCUGCACCAACAGUUUCCUUCGUUUUUCUGAGGAUAGUCAAGAAGAUUGUGAGGAGACUAAAUUGAUGGGCUCUCCACCGCUGCUGGGUAGCGUGAUCGGCGUUGGUGUCUUUACUUUGGUGGUGCUCAUUAGCUGUUGCCUCUGCCCUUGCUGCUGCCUGUACAAGAUGUGCCGCAAGCCCAGACCUGUGAUUGCAACCACCACCCACACCACAGUGGUGACCAGCACCCCUCAGCAUUACCCUCGACAACCGACAGCAUCGCCGGGGCAAUCCCACCCUUACCAGGCGACACCCUAUCCAGCCUACCAUCCUGUACCGGUCCAGCCAGGAUACGGUAACCAGCCCAUGCCACCGCAGGGGUACGGGGCACAACCCAUGCCGACAAUGCCACACCCGGGACCACAGCCUUUCACACCGGGACCACCGCCAACAUAUCAGGAAGCCACGGGCCCCGUGUACCCCCCCAACCCGAUGCCUUACAGCCAAGCCGCGUUCACCCCCGGCCAACCCUCCUACCCACUGCAACCGCCUCCCGUACAGCUGCAAUCCAACGCUCCACCUGCCCAGAUGGACUACCUGGCUCAGCCCGCGUACAACCCCGAUUUUGUCUCACCGCCACCCAAGACUGGAUAAUGGCCUUUCUCAUCACGGCUGCGCCCGCAUUGGUAGUGCUGCAACGAACUUCAUCCCUACGGGGGAAAUUAUGUUACACUUUUAGAUAUUUUACCAUGCUACAUACAAACACACAUGCACGCGCAACAGGAUCAUGCAUCAUCCUUUGCAUGCCUUGAGCGCAGAUGUCGGAGUGAGAGUUGUGCGCUUGCUCUCAGAGUUCUCAGGAAGUACACUGGCAACUCUACAGAAAAUCCCAGUUGCAUUUUUCAGUUUCUUCCAGUGGUCAAAUACAAAACAAUAGCUCAUUUUUUAGCUGUCAAAGAUGUAACAAAGGCAGGACGAUGGCUGUGUAAUGUAUGUGUAUUUACAAUGCUGCUGCUGUAGUAUCACCAGGCCUUCUGUUAUGGCUUGUUUGUCUGUGGCAUUGGUAAGCGUCUGGCAGUACUAUUUAAUAUCCAUCCUGGCAGAAUGUAAAAUGAUUGUUUUGCAUUUAUUUUAUUAUUAGCAUACAUUUGCUUUUGACAUUGUCUUCAUAAGGCCUUCAAAGCUUGGGGCAGUGGAAAAAAUAAAUGUAAAACGUUAAUUGACUCUUUAUAUAACAUUACAACACAAACAUAACUGUACUAAAAUCAACAUUUGGAAAAGCGUAAAAACUUUUAAGGCCAAACUAAUUUCUGUAGGUUAUGUUCUUUUUUUCUUUUUUUUUUUAACAAGGAACACAUAGCUGAAGUUGGCAUAAAAAAUAAUGCAGUAUUUCUUCAUUUUUCUCAAGCUGCUGCACCUCUAAGUGAAGUCCUGCGGCACCCCCACAGGUAAAGGCUAAAAGUGUUGGUGGGAGAUAUUUAUAGUUUUAUGUAACAUCGUGAAAACCUCGCAGGAUGGUUUAAAAAAAAAAGGGAUGUUGAUUGUGUUGUUUGAGCUGGCCAACUCCUCACUUUGGUCUUGCUUUAGUUUUUGUGUUUAGUAUGUUUGAAUUGUUCCAACUGGAUGCAAAUUAACCUGAAUUUCAUUGGUAGCUCUCAGCAAGAAUAACCAAAGGUGGCGUUUGUUUUUUUUUUUUUUUGGUUUGUUUUACUU
Molecule: messenger RNA, 1966 nt
Organism: Doryrhamphus excisus (bluestripe pipefish)
Lineage: Eukaryota; Metazoa; Chordata; Actinopteri; Syngnathiformes; Syngnathidae
Source: RefSeq, a predicted model, not a curated record